Molecule: messenger RNA, 2458 nt
Organism: Lampris incognitus (smalleye Pacific opah)
Lineage: Eukaryota; Metazoa; Chordata; Actinopteri; Lampriformes; Lampridae
Gene: chst14
Product: carbohydrate (N-acetylgalactosamine 4-0) sulfotransferase 14
Exons: 2
Coding region: 123-1241 (372 amino acids)
Biological process (GO): dermatan sulfate proteoglycan metabolic process; carbohydrate biosynthetic process
Cellular component (GO): membrane
Molecular function (GO): sulfotransferase activity
Source: RefSeq, a predicted model, not a curated record
UUAAAAAUGGAUACGUGGUAGGAAACCCCCCCCCCCACACACACUUUUCAGUGAAGGAACACCUCGAAACGGGAAAAACAACCACUUUCCGAGACGACAGCAACAGACGGAUUAAAAAAAACAUGUUUCCGCGUAAACAAGACUAUGCGACGAAGAGGGCAGGCGGAGCGCGGAGCGGCUCGGUGCUCAACUUCAGAACGGCGCUGGGCUCCGGCUCCGUCCGUCGCAGCUCCGCCGUGCUGCCGUCGGUGCUAACGUUCGCCGUGAUCGUGGCGUCCGGAGGCCUCCUGCUCAUGAUAGAGAAAGGAAUGCUCAAUAGUAUGGAGACUCCGCCACCCCGGGGCGGCGGCAAACGUCCAGACUACGUGCGACAGAUUAGGCAGCACAACGCGGCCGAGGACGCCGAGUCGCAGAUACUCCAGGAAAUCCGUAACCGCACCAUCCGGACCAUGUGCGGCCAAAAGAACAUGCCCCACAACGUGUGGUCCCUGAGUCCCCUACAAAGGAAGACCCUGCUCCAGCACGUCCUUGUCAACGACGAGCACCGCUUCCUCUACUGCUACGUCCCCAAAGUGGCCUGUUCUAACUGGAAGAGGGUCCUCAAGGUCCUGAGCGGCGCCCUGGAAAGUGUGCAUGCGAACAUCAAGAUGGACCACCGCAGUGACCUGCUCUUCCUCUCCUCCAUGAAGCCCGAGGAGAUCCGCCACCGGCUCAAGCACUACUACAAGUUCAUGUUUGUGCGGGAGCCCAUGGAGCGUCUGCUGUCUGCUUACAGGAACAAGUUCGGAGAGAUCGAGUCGUACCAGAAGAAAUACGGCGUGGAGAUUGUAAGGCGUUACAGGAAGGGCCGUGCAAAGGACGCGUCGUUGACAGGGGAUGAUGUGACUUUCGCCGAGUUUGUUCGCUACCUGCUGGACGAGGAUGCGGAGCGCAUGAACGAGCACUGGAUGCCAGUGUACAACCUGUGUCAGCCUUGUGCCGUGUCCUAUGACUUCAUCGGCUCCUAUGAGCACCUUGAAAGGGAUGCGGAGCACAUCCUACAGCAGAUUGGGGCGCCGCCUCAUGUCCAUUUCCCGGAGCGGCAGACGUGGUACAAGCCAGUGACCACAGAGACGUUGCACUACUACCUGUGCAGCUUACCGCAGAAGUUAAUGAGGGAACUUCUACCCAAGUAUAUUCUAGACUUCUCUCUCUUUGCCUAUCCCCUUCCGAACACAACAACUGAAUACUGCAGACAUUGAGCGUGCAAUGAUUUAUAGUUUUGAAAUUAUUUUUAUACAGAAUCUCUUCUAUGUAUUUUUUAUUCCUAGGGAACCAGCAGUGUUUUAAUAUCAUUUUUUAUAUGGGAUGUUCAAAUGGUAUUGCAAAGUACUGAGUGUUAGAAGAGAUGGAGAUUACCCUGAUGUCAAAACCACUAAAACUAAAGACAAACUUUAAAGACAGCAAAAUAAAAUUUAAAAAAAAGUUACUGACAGCAAAAUCGCACUGUUGUCCAAUGUCCAUUUCAGAUGUUACAGAAAUAGACUUACAGUAAAUAAGCAAUAAGCUGAAAUUCAGUAAACGCUGAUGAAACUUUAAGUUGCAGGACUGAGAUUUCUGAUUUAUUAGUUUUGUCCAUGUGGAUAAUAGAGGGUUAAUGGCUGGAAUCUGGUUUUUAUGGGCAUCCUGGUGGUUUACCACACUAAAGCACAUACAGUGUACUCAAGUGUUAUGGGUUCAAGUCCGCGUCACGUAUGGUGUAUUUCAUGGCCUCCCUUAUUUAUCCAUUUCCUAUCUUUAGUACGACCCUCCACUGUGAGCCAUCUAAUAAAGCAGAAAAAAAAUUGAUAAGGAUUGUCUGCUAACUGAUGCAUGGCAUGUAACUGUACAAGUAAUUACUCUUUGUCUAUUUAUAAAUUUAAUAAUUUAAAAAAACAUGGACGUUAAAUACAAAGGUCUUAGAAAAUUAUAAACACUGGUUUGGGCUGACCUGUCCUUGGUGCCAACACGUGCACGCACACACGUGCAUGCACACACACAGAACAUUUGAUGUAAAACAUGCAUCAACCUCCUGCCCACACUUUGCAAUGUAUACUUUGUAUCCACUUAAGUGAACAAAGUCAAUCAGAGUGGACAUUUGGAUGGGGAAAAAAAAGAAGACAGUCUCUUCAAAAUGCUAGCUCCGACAUUAACUUUAGCAAGAAUAAAGCAUGAUUUCAGAUGUAAUAAAUAUCCUCUGGGUCUUCAAUGAACGGAAAAGGGAAUGUAAGGAGAGUGCUUCACCAUCGAAGCCACAUGCCAACAUCAAGAGUUCAAGUGUCAAGAUUUCAUCAUUUUCUCCAGACGACUUGCGACUCUCGUCAGCACCUUCAUUUUUCUGGCUUUCAAACUGCUACUCUUUAAAACUCACAUUUCUGUGGAGAGAAAAAAAAAAGAAAAAAGGAUUAGUUAAAAAGAUAGCAUAAUACAGAAGGAUCCA